Messenger RNA from Schistosoma curassoni, 3314 nucleotides. The record is from the annotation of a GenBank genome assembly. Lineage: Eukaryota; Metazoa; Platyhelminthes; Trematoda; Strigeidida; Schistosomatidae.
GAUCUGCCUGCCUGACUUGUUAUCUGCUGUUUGUCUGUAGAAUACACUUCUACACCUUACCCAGACUUCUUGAUCGAGUUAGCUGAGUCGGGGACAACGAACCAGAAUAGUCUAUCGAGUCGCUGAAUCAUUGAUCCUUCGUUCGUUCGAGUAAGACGCAUCAGUAAUCGCAUUCAAGCAAUAACGAACCAUAACAAAUUGGCGACGGUGGUUUUUCGAUUAUGGACCCUGCAAAACUUGAACUGUUACUUGAGCAGCAGCUAAAAUUGAUGCAAAUGUUAAUGGAGACCAAGGUUACGCCUCCUUUACAGCCAAGCACGUCGAGCUCAACCACGGCACCAUCGGUAGAUGGCAUCGCAAACAGCAUAGCUGAAUUUCAUUACGAUCCUGAUUCUAAUGUUACUUUUGAAAUGUGGUUCAGGCGUUAUGAAGAUCUAUUUAAAUUUGAUUUCGCCAAUCAAGAUGAUGCUUGGAAAGUGCGGCUGCUACUUCGUAAACUGGGUGCAAAUGAGCUGGACAAGUAUUGCAAUCUGAUCUUGCCGUUGAACCCACGUGAUCGAUCAUUUGCAGACACAGUUCAAACAUUAAUCCAGCAUUUUGGCGAUAACUCGUCACUGUUUAAUACUCGUUAUCGUUGCUUGAAGCUGACUAUGAACGAAGAUGAUGAUUUUCUUACGCAUGUGGGCGUCGUCAACCGUGAAUGCGAACGCUUCCGGUUAAAGUCCUUGACUGAAGAUCAGUUUAAAGCCCUGAUCCUUAUUUGCAGCCUACAGCACCAAAAGUUCAGUGACUUACGAACAAGGCUACUAAGUCGUUUGGAUCAAGAACCGAAACUCACCCUGAGUGAUAUAGCUAAUGAAUAUCAACGUCUCAUUAAUCUUCAACGAGACACUUCUAUGGUCCAGAGUGGUGGUUCUAGCCGAUUUGAAGUACGAGCGGUGCAACAGACACCUCACAAAAACAAACACGUCCCCGCUUCAUCCAGUCCAUCUCACUCCAGCUCUAGACGACAGACUAAAGCAACUCCUCCUGCUCCUUGCUGGCAAUGUGGUGCAUGGCACUACGUUCGAAACUGCCCAUUUAAACAACAUCGAUGCAAGAAGUGUAAGGUUAUUGGCCAUAAGGAUGGGUUUUGUCUGACGAAGAAGACUCCAAGUCAAUCAAGAAAUACCAAAAAGACCUGUCCUAGAUCCCGCACCAGUUCAUUGAGCUUAGUAUCUUCGUGUCAAAGCUCAUCACCGUGUCAGAGAAAAUUUAUUACUGUUAACAUUAAUGGGCAUUCAUUUAGACUGCAAAUAGACACUGCAUCUGAUGUAACAAUUCUCUCACGAAAAUAUUGGAUCAGAAUGGGAAGACCACGCAUGGUUCCAACAACACAAAAACCUCGAACUGCAUGCGGUAAUUACCUACGUUUGUUGGGACAACUAGAUUGUAAAGUGUCUUUUCACGAUUCGACGUUUACCGGUGUAUGUUACAUCACACCAGCUGAUCUUAAUCUACUUGGGUUAGACUGGUUUGACCAGCUACAUUUAGCUGACGUUCCUUUAAGCACCGUAUGCCAUCUGGUGAAACAACCUCAUGAACCUGAAACAUAUUCGAAAGAACUACUGACGGAGUUUUCAACCAGCGAACACCAUACGGCCGGCGAAGAUACAGUUAUCGCCUCCCUGAUGACAAAGGACUACGCGCAGUGCUACCUGACAACUGCUAUUCGUGCUUUGCCAGUCUCAGCAGCUGAAAUACAAUCUGCAUCCAAGAACGACUCCAUCAUAAAGAGAGCGAUGAAAUACGUCACAAAUGGCUGGCCGCCGACUGGACUCGAUGGUGACUUGAAACAGCUUUACCAUCGUCGGGACUCAUUAUGCGUCGUAAACGAAUGCUUGAUGUUUGGAGAUAGAGUAGUGGUACCAGAAUCCCUAAGAUCAAAGGUGCUAAAGCAAUUCCACACUGGUCAUCCUGGUAUAAAACGAAUGAAAUCCAUCGCCAGAAGCUAUGCUUAUUGGCCCCUCAUGGACCAACAUAUCGUGGAUUUAGUAAGCAAGUGCACACAAUGUCAGCAAGCAGCUAAGUGUAACGCGAAAAUACUACCAGUCCCAUGGCCACAGCCUGAGUAUCCCUGGUCCAGGAUACAUGUCGAUUUCGCAGGCCCAAUUAACGGAAUCACCUAUCUAGUUGUUGUCGACGCCUUUUCGAAAUGGCCUGAAAUCAACCCUAUCAUACCGCCAACGACAACUAAAACAAUACAGAUCCUCACAGAAAUUUUCUCUCGAAAUGGUAUACCAGAUGCUAUUGUGUCUGACAACGGGUCACAGUUCACAUCCAGCCAAUUUCAGUCAUUCUGUCAACGACUAGCCAUAAAGCACUUACGCUCGCCACCAUGCCACCCGCAGUCGAAUGGGCAAGCAGAAAGGUUUGUGGAUACGUUUAAGAGAGCCUUGGCUAAAACAAAGGGGGAGGGGACGCCAGCAGACGCGUUGCAAAAUUUCUUAUACGUGUAUCGAACAACACCAAAUGAAACGUUGCCGGAGCGAAAGUCCCCAGCCGAGAUCCUAAUGGGAAGAAGACUGAAGACAAUCCACAGCCUGAUGCAUCCAAGGAAUGCACCGACACCAGUACGGACAAAGUUUGAAAAGCAAUCCACGUACGAAGUGGGAUGUCCGGUGUUUGCCCGUGAUUACAGACCGACCCAUAGUCCAUGGACAGAAGCGCGAGUGGUCAAAAGAGUUGGCCGAGUCAUGUACGAAGUUGAGGUAGGUAGUGACAGGUGGCAACGCCAUCGGAACCAGUUACGCAAACGGUUAGCCCCAGACCGCCCAUCAACAGAAUCAAAUAUUCCUCUUGACAUUCUGCUAGACACAUUCAACUUACCGGCAACCCCACCACAAGAAAAACCUCAACAACAAACUGAAACACGUCCAAGACGGUGGCCUAUCCGAGAACGGCGAGCAACAAUCAGGAUGCAGGUUGACCCCAGGAAAGCCCGCUAUUAAAAAGGGGAGGAGUGUUGGGGACGAUAGAUCCCCAAACUCAUAUUUUAAAAUUUAUCUUAUCGAUCAUCUUAUUGAUUAAAUGUUAGAUAUUUUUAUUGGGGUCAAUUGGUGAACUAAUCGAUUAAAUGUUUGAAUAGCAGUCAAUUGAUGAACUAUCGAUUACAUGCGCAAAUAGGUCAAUUAAUGAACUCAUUGAUUAAUGUUUAAAAAUUUUCUAUCGAUUGUAAAUAAUUGUAUAAAUACGCUUGACUUGUAUGCUUGAUCUGAUCUGCCUGCCUGACUUGUUAUCUGCUGUUUGUCUGUAGAAUACACUUCUACACCUUA